AGGAGAUUUCUGACCUCACGGAGCAGAUUGCUGAGGGAGGAAAGGCAAUUCAUGAGCUGGAGAAAGUCAAGAAGCAGAUUGAGCAAGAGAAAUCUGAACUGCAAGCCUCCCUGGAGGAAGCAGAGGCCUCCCUGGAGCAUGAAGAGGGGAAGAUCCUGCGCCUGCAGCUUGAGCUCAACCAGGUCAAAUCUGAGAUUGACAGGAAGAUAGCAGAGAAAGAUGAGGAGAUUGAUGGGCUUAAGAGAAACCACCUCCGAGUUGUGGAGUCCAUGCAAAGCACCCUGGAUGCUGAGAUCAGGAGCAGGAACGAAGCCCUGAGACUCAAGAAGAAGAUGGAGGGAGACCUGAAUGAAAUAGAGAUCCAACUGAGCCAUGCCAACCGCCAGGCUGCUGAGGCACAAAAGAACCUGAGGAACACACAGGGAGUGCUCAAGGACACCCAGAUCCAUCUGGACGAUGCUGUCAGGUCACAGGAGGACCUGAAGGAGCAGGUGGCCAUGGUGGAGCGCAGAGCAAACCUGCUGCAGGCUGAAAUUGAGGAGCUAAGGGCAGCCCUGGAGCAAACAGAGAGGUGUAGGAAAGUGGCUGAGCAGGAACUGAUGGAUGCCAGUGAGCGUGUGCAGCUCCUCCAUACCCAGAACACCAGUUUGAUCAACACCAAGAAGAAGCUGGAGACAGACAUUGCCCAGAUUCAGAGUGAAAUGGAGGACACGAUCCAGGAAGCUCGCAAUGCUGAAGACAAGGCCAAGAAAGCCAUCACAGAUGCUGCCAUGAUGGCAGAAGAGCUGAAGAAGGAGCAGGACACCAGUGCUCACCUGGAGAGGAUGAAGAAGAACCUGGACCAGACAGUGAAGGACCUGCAGCACCGUCUGGAUGAGGCUGAGCAGUUGGCACUGAAGGGAGGCAAGAAGCAAAUCCAGAAGCUGGAGGCCAGAGUGAGGGAGCUGGAAGGGGAGGUUGAUGCUGAGCAGAAACGCAGCGCUGAGGCCGUGAAGGGUGUGCGCAAGUACGAGCGGAGGGUGAAGGAGCUCACCUACCAGUCUGAGGAAGACAGGAAGAAUGUCCUCAGGCUGCAGGACCUGGUGGACAAGCUGCAGAUGAAGGUGAAAGCCUACAAGAGACAAGCUGAGGAGGCUGAGGAACUAUCCAAUGUCAACCUCACCAAGUUCCGCAAGAUCCAGCACGAGCUGGAGGAAGCUGAGGAGAGAGCUGACAUUGCAGAGUCACAGGUCAACAAGCUCCGAGCGAAGAGCCGAGAAAUUGGCAAGAAGACAGACAGUGAAGAGUAAAUGUCUCAGCGCUGUGAAGUGAGAGAAUUGCACAAAAUGUGACAUUCUAUCACUUUGAUUUUGUAAUCACUGCUUAGUCCUUUAGCCAUCUCUAGAUAAUUAAUGCCUAGACAAUAAACAUUUUAGAGCUUUUCCCAUUGAAAA
Messenger RNA from Acanthisitta chloris (rifleman), 1433 nucleotides. Its product is annotated as myosin-8-like. Gene Ontology annotation, cellular component: myosin complex. The transcript has 8 exons. NCBI's taxonomy places the organism in Eukaryota, Metazoa, Chordata, Aves, Passeriformes, Acanthisittidae. The record is from RefSeq and is a predicted model, not a curated record. The annotation marks the transcript as partial.